Messenger RNA from Musca vetustissima, 439 nucleotides. RefSeq names its product large ribosomal subunit protein uL14m (gene mRpL14). NCBI's taxonomy places the organism in Eukaryota, Metazoa, Arthropoda, Insecta, Diptera, Muscidae. The record is from RefSeq and is a predicted model, not a curated record. The transcript has a single exon. Gene Ontology annotation, cellular component: mitochondrion; ribosome. Gene Ontology annotation, biological process: translation. Gene Ontology annotation, molecular function: structural constituent of ribosome. The coding region runs from base 23 to 439 and encodes 138 amino acids.
UAGCACAGUGUGUCAAACACAAAUGCAAGCCAAACUUUUGCACACCUCACCGGUAUGCUGUGAGAUACGUAAAUUGGCUCGUUUACGUGUGGUGGACAACAGUGACUUGGGCAAACGGGCUAUGGCCGAGGGAAGGCCACCUCGUUGCAUUCAUGUCUACAACAAACGCGGCAUAGGUUUGGUGGGAGACAAAGUUUUGGUUGCCAUCAAGGGACAAAUGAAAAAGGGCAUUUUGGUGGGAUUAAAACAAAAGCAGAAACCCAAAAUUCCCAAAUUUGACAGCAACAACCUGGUGUUGAUCGAUGACAAUGGAACACCAUUGGGAACACGUAUCCAUGUCCCAGUGCCCACAAUUUUGCGAACAAUACUAAAGGAGAAGACCCAGGCAAAGGGUGCCGAUUAUACUAAAGUUUUGGCCAUAGCAAGUAGAUUUAUAUAA